This is a messenger RNA of Amblyraja radiata (thorny skate), 4388 nucleotides long. RefSeq names its product microtubule-associated protein, RP/EB family, member 2 (gene mapre2). The transcript is spliced from 8 exons. Gene Ontology annotation, molecular function: microtubule binding. Bases 99 to 1076 code for a protein of 325 amino acids. Lineage: Eukaryota; Metazoa; Chordata; Chondrichthyes; Rajiformes; Rajidae. The record is from RefSeq and is a predicted model, not a curated record.
ACGCCUGACGUCAGCGCUGAGGUGGAGCAGAGCCCCGUAGUGAAGACACGGGCUCGCCGCCUAGCCUACAACACGCACUGAGAAAUUGGUAGUCUGGGAUGGCACCAAUGCCUGGUCCCACACAACAAACACUUUCCCCAAACGGUGAGAAUAAUAACGACAUCGUUCAAGACAAUGGCACCAUUAUUCCUUUUCGGAAGCAUACAGUGAGAGGGGAGCGUUCUUACAGUUGGGGAAUGGCUGUCAAUGUGUAUUCAACGUCGGUAACCAGUGAGAAUAUGAGCCGGCAUGAUAUCAUGGCUUGGAUUAACGAUACUGUGUGUUUAAACUACUCAAAGAUUGAGCAGCUUUGCUCAGGUGCAGCUUAUUGCCAGUUCAUGGAUAUGUUGUUCUCUGGCUGUAUUAGUUUGAAGAAAGUAAAAUUUCAGGCUAAGUUGGAACAUGAGUAUAUUCACAAUUUCAAACUGCUGCAAGCUUCUUUUAAAAGAAUGAAUGUAGAUAAAGUUAUUCCAGUAGAACGAUUGGUUAAAGGUCGCUUUCAGGAUAACUUGGAAUUCAUCCAGUGGUUCAAGAAGUUCUUUGAUGCAAAUUAUGAUGGUAAAGAGUACGAUCCAGUGCUUGCUCGACAAGGUCAAGAUGCUACUCCUCCACCCAAUCAUGGUGAACAAAUUUUUAAUUUGCCAAAGAAAACAGCAAGCUCACCAAGUGCAGGUGCUGCUGCUCCAAAAAGCACUCCAUCUCCUAAAUCAGCGUCAACACCAUCUAGGCCAACUUCAGCUCAAGCUAGAAAGGCACCAGGAGCAAAAAGUGGUGGUGAUGCAGAAUCACAUAUUGCACAAUUGAAUGAGCAGGUGAGUUCAUUAAAACUCGCACUUGAAGGAGUUGAAAAGGAAAGGGACUUCUACUUUGGGAAACUGAGAGAAAUUGAACUCAUAUGCCAAGAACAUGGACAGGAGAAUAUUGAACUUGUUCAACGACUCAUGGAUGUGCUCUAUGCUACUGAUGAGGGAAUUGCAGGGCCAGAUGAUGGUCAGGUGCAGGCUGAAGAACUGACUCAGGAACCAGAAGAAUAUUGAUAGCGCAAGCAUCUAUUUCUGAAUGAAGAGCACACUGAGGACUUCUUGGAAUGAAUUACUUCAGUUUGAACAUAAGCGUUUUAUCCUGCAUACUCUGCAUCAGCAAAGUACUGUAUUCCUUCCCCAUUAUCUUACCAUCAUGCAGUUGCAGCAAUUGCCUUUGCAUAGGAGAUUAUGGUAAUUUUGGGACUAAAUUAACACUUUGCAUUAUGGCUAUGUUUAGGCAAAAAUACGGUUUGACAACAUUAAUGAUUUAAACUAUAAUAUCCACUGAAGUUUUAUGAAGUAGUUUCAUUGAUACAAAAUGCAGUAUUACAAAUCCGUAUACAUCAUGUAUAUUUCUGAAAAUUACAUGGAGAAACUGGUCACACAGAUAUUUCUACACAAUACAUAGGUAAUCACAGCCUAUUUAUAAGAACACAUCAUUGACGUAAUGGGUACUUAAAUCUGUAAAGUCUUAUUAAGCUGUAACUUGUUAUGAAAAAUAUCCACAAUUUUGUUGCAUGAUAGAGUAGAUUUGUUUUCAAGACGUGAAUUUCAGUUACUUUAUCUUUAUGUUUAUAUUUAUGGUCUUUGUAUAAAAGUCGACAUAAGAGACCUGUUACUGCAGUGAUGCAUAUAAACCUACAUUCACCAGGAGCUCGGCUAAAUAACAAUAUACUGAUGGUUUUAUGGUUGUAACACUUAGACGGCAAAAGAAAUUAGAAUAAUAGUAUGUGCAUGCAAUUUGGAUACAAUCUGGUUGCUGCAUCAAUGGUAAAAAGACCUGAAUUUGAAUGAUAGUCUUGACUGGUAGCAACAUAUCAGCUUACCUUUGAUGAGAUUUGCUAGACUGGGACCAGUUAUUUGCUAGAGAGAGAAAAUUUGUGAGGAGUGAUUCUUUCUGCACUUAUUAGAUUUGACUGUAUAUCAGCUGAGGAUUAAUGUUCAGAAAUUCUAUGAUGGUUGAUGUGAAACUCAUUGAUUGCAGAGGAAAUGUGGAAGGUCAUUUUAUAAAACAUGGUGCCUGGAAAUAGAAAUAACACUUGGCAUGUAUUACUAGUGUAGACAGGGAAAUCAACUGGUCUUAGCAAAAUUGUUAAAUAUGUACAUAUUGUACACCUGUUUUGUUGAAAUUUAAUGCAUCAGUUACAUAUAACAAAAUGUGUGUUUUCAUCAUGAGUUUAUUGUUUUUUUAUUCUGUUGUUAUUUUUUUGGCUUCCAAAACGGAAUUUUGAUGGGUUUGUAAAAAGGAACUUUUGACAUAUGAAAUGUAUAGAAAUAUAAUUUACUCUGCUACUGGUUUACCUGUUUCAGUUGCAGAUUUGGAAAUGAACAUCAAAUUGGGAGCGGAAGUAGACCAUUGGCUCCUAAAGCCUGCUCUGUAAUUUCAUUAGAUCAUGGUUUACUUAAUUGUAAUCAUAACUCCCACAUUUUUCCAGUCACUGUUCAGCCCGAGCUUUUCAAGUAUCUAGCUACCUCUGUCUGAAAAAUGUUCAUAGAUUAAUUCUAUUGCUUUUUGGAAAAGAGUUCCAAAACCUCAAUUGUUAGAAAGGAAAUUGCCUCAUUUGUUUUAAAUUAGGUAACCCUCUUUCCCCACAUUUUAUUUUUAGUGUGAUUUACAGUGAUGUGCAGUUCUAGAUUCUUCCUCAACAGCAUACAUCCUUUUCACAUCCAACCCUAUUAACAUCCCUCAGUAUAUUUUACUCUUCAACCAAGUUGUCUUUUAAUCGUUUAAGCUCCAGUGGGUAAAAAUCCAACAUUCCCUCCAAACACAACCUGCCCAUUACAGGUAUUUGUCAGAUCAAUCGUUUGUGAACUGCCUUGAAUGUAUUGAACUGCUUACAACAUAUUUACAUAAAUAAGAUCAAUACUGUACACUAUAUGUGGUUUGACUUGUCCUCUAACUGGUAUACCCCAGCUAUAAACACAUUAAUAGCAUAUGAGCUUUUUGCAAGUAAUGCAGGAGGACAUCUCUGUAUCUUAGCGAUAUUUUUGUUUUUCUGGGAAAAGGGGGCAAAUUAUCAUUUCCUGCAUUACAUUCUUUGAUCACUAAGUUAACCUAACAAAUCCGUUCAUGGUCUCCCAUUGUCCGUUUAAAAAAAACAAAAAAAAACUUGUUUCUACCUAUCUUUGUGUCAUCACAAUAUUUAGAAACCGUACCUUUUUACUAUUUUCAUCCAAGUCGGUUCUAAAAGGUGUAAAACAAUGACGUCCCAGCAGCAACUCUUUGGCACACCACUCAUUGCACCUUCAAGCUAAUAUUUUGGUGCUUUGGCUUUUAUACUUGGAGAAAAAUUAUAGUUGGCCCGUUGUCUCAUUGCAGAAAAAGAUAACUAAUCUGCAUUAUUGCUUUAAAAUCUCUUAACUGUUUGUGUAGCAAGUUUCAUGUUUCCAUUUUCCUUUGUGUGCAGAAUUAUCACUUGACAGCGCACCCCAAAAGGUGUUCAGGAUUUUCCUGCCAUAGAAUGUUUAUACUUCCCUAACAAUUCCUUUUAGUUAUCCUAAAUAUCUCUAAAUCAUUUAAUCGUUGAUACUCAAAGGAAUGGAAGCCUAAUUAAAGUUUUCUGCACUUGGUAUUUGGGUAAAUCUACACUAGUUUUUUACCAACCACCAAAGCCAAUAUAUCCACUUCAUGGUGCAAUAACCAGAAAUGAAUACAACACUGAAUUAAUUCCAUCUGGAAAUUUCAUAUAAUGAAUUAAACUUCCACUAUUUUGAAAAGCGGUCCCAUUGUAAAAAAAAAUAAAGCUUAGUAUUCGAUUCGACUUUCCCUUUAAAUUUUAGUGAUUUCUGUACUUCUCUCUCAUGAACACUCUUCUCUUCAAUAUUCUCUUCUGAUCCCUCUCAUCCACUGCUCCACAGCUCUUUGCUUUUUAUCAGUUCAAAAGAAAAAAUGAACUCGACAUUCAUAGAUCCAAAAACGUUGACAGAUUGAAUUACUUCAAAUUCAGUUUUUGUACUCAAUGUUUUUCUACAGCUUUUUGCUCUUACAUCUAACUUUCUAUCAUGAGCAAAUUCAGACAGUCUGCUCUGUUCAACAAUAUUAGUUGUAUAUAUUAAUAGCUGUAGACCCAUUUUAGAUUUCUUAAAGAUAUUAAAGGUCACAUUCUGAUAAUAGAAGAAUGUACAUAUUAUUCCUUUUGGCUUGUACUUCUAAUCAACACCAUCUGUCCUGAUGUUAAUGAGCUUAUUUCUGAUUUUUUAUUUUAUUAUAUUUGUCUUCAUUUGGAUCCUUGUGAAUGGCCGCCUUGAAAUAUUCAUUGAAAUAAGUGUAUAAACAGUUCCUUUUUAAAUUAGUAAUACAUUCAAAUAAAAUUCAUAUAAGAUUUG